ACCAUGGACAUCGAGAACAACAACAACACGCAGUUGACCGGCGAAGAGCCGGAAAAAUGUGCUGGAAAGCGCAAAUUUGAAAUUACACAUGAAGACAAGGAAGGGGUAAAUAAAAGACUGAAGGGGGCGGAUGCCGUUGUGGAGGCCACGCCCCGUCCGCCCUCGCAGAGCCCCAAGAAGCGUCUGCAAAUGAAUGGAAAACCCAAGCACAACAAAGAUCUUAACUUUACUUACGGCAACUACAAGCACUACUAUGGCAAGCGAAUCCUGGACAAGGACUUCCACGACAUCCGCCUGGACGUGCUUGGCACCCAGCCGAAUUUGUUCCGGGGCAAGCAGCUCCUGGACAUUGGCUGCAACUCAGGUCACCUGUCGAUCCAGAUUGUGAAGAAUUUCGAGGCCAAGAGUCUCGUGGGACUGGACAUAGAUCGUGGCCUGGUCAAGGAUGCGCAAAGCACCAUCAGCCACCUGAAGCGACAGGCAGUCACUGGGCCGGGAUUCCCCCACAACAUGAGGUUCGUACAGGGCAACUAUGUGCUGGACGACGACGUGCUGCUGGAGAUUGAGCGGCCGCAGUUCGAUGUAAUACUCUGCCUGUCUGUCACCAAGUGGAUUCAUCUAAACUUCUGUGAUUCCGGCCUGAAGCAGGCCUUCCGCCGCAUGUACCUGCAGCUGCGCCCGGGCGGUAAGCUGAUCCUGGAGCCUCAGUCCUUUGAUGGCUACAAGAGGCGCAAGAAGCUAUCGGAACAAAUAAGGGAUAACUACAAUUCCAUUAAAUUCCGACCUGAGCAAUUCACCGAAUAUCUGCUUAGCCCAGAAGUGGGCUUUGCCAACAUGGAACUUAUGGGCACACCCGAGCACUGUGAAGCCGGAUUCAAACGACCCAUUCAGAUCUUCACAAAGAAAUAAGAGUACACAGAGCAGAGUUUAAAAUAGAUCCAACGAAAUGGUCAAAUAAACUUUAAUAAAUAUAAACACCCAGGAAGGAGAGCUCCAGAUGAAAUCAGUA
Molecule: messenger RNA, 1009 nt
Organism: Drosophila takahashii
Lineage: Eukaryota; Metazoa; Arthropoda; Insecta; Diptera; Drosophilidae
Product: U6 snRNA methylphosphate capping enzyme Amus
Biological process (GO): snRNA modification
Molecular function (GO): RNA methyltransferase activity; O-methyltransferase activity; snRNA binding
Source: RefSeq, a predicted model, not a curated record